UGAUUUUUGAAUGUGACAUUAGAAAAAUACCUAAUUUGCUUAGUGCCUAACGUCAUUCCUUCUGUAAUUGGAAAUAUAAAAUAUUUAUUUUUUACCUUACAUAGGUUCAAAUAAGUAAUUAAUUAAUAGGGAAAAUAUGGCUGGAUAUUCCGAGGAUCAGUUGGCAGAGUUUCAAGAAGCCUUUCAGCUUUUUGAUUCACGUGGAGAUGGCAAGAUUCAUGUGGCCCAAAUUGGAGACGCUCUAAGAGCCCUUGGACAGAACCCCACUGAAUCAGAUGUCAAGAAAUGUACUCUGCACUUGAAACCUGAUGAGAGAAUUUCUUUUGAAGUCUUUCUGCCUAUUUACCAGGCGAUAUCAAAGGCUCGAAGCGGAGAUACGGCCAAUGACUUUAUCGAGGGCCUCAGACACUUUGACAAGGACGGCAACGGCUUCAUUUCGUCUGCAGAACUGCGCCACCUGCUUUCCACUCUUGGUGAAAAGCUGAGUGAUGAUGAGGUGGAGCAGCUGCUGCAGGGGCAGGAGGACUCGCAGGGCAACAUCAACUACGAGAACUUUGUGCAUCUCAUCAUGCAGGGUUAAUGCAACGCAUUUAGCAUUGAACAAGAAAACUUUAAAUAUAAUGAUAUGAUUAAUUAUAAGAUAUAUUAACUUUAUAUUUGUAAUGUUUUUAACUACACGUACUUAGAUGUUUUUGUCAAAUUUAUUGUAAAAUGGAUAAUUCUUUUUUUACAUUUCUAUCCGAAUGCAUGUUUCAAAAAACGGACCUACUUCUACCGAUCCAUCGAUCGAAACACGCAUCACCUAACGCGUACUCAUUAUCGGACGUUGUAGGAUCCAUUCCUAGUUGUAAGAGCACUAUUUUCUCUAAUUUAAAAUGUUUUAACCAUUCUAGAAUAUAAAAUAGUAUAUGUAUAUGAUUUCCAUUAUUGAUAAGUUCCAAAAUAUUCCAAAAUGUAUUAUUAACGUUAAUUAUGACGGCGUGUCUUAUCGUGCAGAUAAGAUGAAGUAAAUAAACCUGAUACAUCAUA
Molecule: messenger RNA, 1029 nt
Organism: Zerene cesonia (dogface butterfly)
Lineage: Eukaryota; Metazoa; Arthropoda; Insecta; Lepidoptera; Pieridae
Product: myosin-2 essential light chain-like
Exons: 5
Coding region: 137-580 (147 amino acids)
Cellular component (GO): myosin II complex
Molecular function (GO): calcium ion binding; myosin heavy chain binding
Source: RefSeq, a predicted model, not a curated record